This is a messenger RNA of Panicum hallii, 10321 nucleotides long. Its product is annotated as titin-like. The record is from RefSeq and is a predicted model, not a curated record. The transcript has 8 exons. Lineage: Eukaryota; Viridiplantae; Streptophyta; Magnoliopsida; Poales; Poaceae. Bases 89 to 10072 code for a protein of 3327 amino acids.
CAGGGAGAAGCCACUCCAUCUUUCUUUUUUUCCUUUUCCUUUUCCUUUCUUCUUCUUCUUCUUCUCCUCCUCAUUCUGAUCUGGAGCAAUGGCGACCGAAGACGAAGCACGAGAAGCAGCAGAUGGGAUGGAAGUCCAAGUGGAAGCUGUGGAUUUAGGAUCAGCCCAUUUUCAUGCACACCCAGAAGUCAAGCUUUCGACAAUCAUGGGGAUCAAGAACGUGGGAGAAAUCAUCAAUUCCACUGAAGGAACGUUGAAGAUUCCAGAGGAUCAAGUUUUAGUAGAAGCACCCUCUGAAGUCGCACUUCCUCCAGAACAUAACCUAAAUGGCAAAGCAUCUUCUCUGAAUGGUCAUGUGGACAUAGAAGAGAAGAUUUCAAAUGCGCAGCCGCAUGAAAACAAUCAUGAAGAAGCAGAACUAGAUGGGACAAGUGCCCAUCAGAGCAAUGGAAUCAGUAAAGAAGAGAUGACUGAUGGUUUAAGCCAUAUAGAAAGCACAACAGAAGAUAGAAGCCUUCUGAAGCAUGAGAAAGAUGAAGAACCUAGGUAUGAGCAGCAAGAUUCAGGUGUUACAGUGGCUGAUGACUUGGUGCAGGAAGACACAUUGAAAACUGACAGUUCUAUUGAGCAAACAGAUGAUGAUCAACAUGAUCAGAAUCAGGAACCAGAAAAGACAAACGAGGACACACAACCAUCAAGCAUUGCAAACAAUGCUGAUAUUGAGGAAGCUGAGGCAUCUACUGGUCUCCAAACUCUUGUGGAGCCACAUCUGGAUGAUUCUGGUUCUGUUCCAGGAACUAUUGAUGAAAAGAUGGAAACAGAGGAACCAGCUAAUGCAGACGGUGUUAUUCAUCCUGACCACAAAGAGAGCUUUCCAGAAGAUACAUCUAUUGCAGGACCCACAGAAGAGGUGGUCAAAGUAGAUCAACAGAGUCAGCAAGCUGAUGUGAUGGAUGCAGAUGCAGUCCAGGAAGAGAUGCUUAAAUGUGAGGAAACCCAUGUGCAGGAAGAGGUGCCUAAAUCAGAUGCUCAUGAGCCAACGACCAAUACUCAAGAAAUGCUGAAUAAAGAGUCUGCUGAAGAAAUUGGUGACCCAAUGAAUGAAAAAAAUGAAGAAACUGACCCAACGAAGAAAGAAAAUGAAGAAACUGUGCACCAGAGCAACAUGGAAGCUCCAAAGGAGACAAAGCCAGAGCUUGAAACUACAACGAGGGUGCCACCAGCGAAUGUUCAAGUGCAGAACCAUGAACCAUCAGAAGAAAUAGAAGAUGCUGAACCAGUUGAUACUGAAGCAGAGAUGCAACAAAGCAGUGUUGCUUUUGAGGAUGCAAUUCCAGAAGAUCAAUGUAAUUUAGGUGUUGCAAUGGACAACAGCACAGUGCCAGAGGACACAGUGAAAGCUGUUGAGCAAACAGAUGAUGGUCAGCAAGACCAGGAUCUAGAACCAGAAAAGGCAACCGAGGAUACACAACCUGCAAGCAUGGAAAACACUCCUGGUGUUGAGGUUGCAGCUGAAGCACCUUCUGGAGUCCAAACUCCAGUGGAGCCCAAUCUGGACAACUCUGAUGCUGUUCCAGACUCUAUAGAUGGAAUCACAGAAACUGAUGGACCAACUAAAGCAGAUGGUGUCCUUCAUCCUGACCACAAAGAGAGCUUUCCAGAAGAUGCACCUAUUGCAGAACCUACAGAAGAGGUGGUCAAAGUAGAAGAUCAACAGAGCCAGCAAGCUGACGCAAUGGAUGCAGAUGUGGUGCAGGAAGAGGUGCCUAGAUCUGAACACGCUGAGGAGCCAGCAACUGAUGCUCAUGAAGUGCUGAAUGAAGAAUUUACUGAAGAAACUGAUGGCCCGCUGAAUGAAAAGACUGAAGAAACAGCACACCAAAGCAAUAUGGCAGCUCCUGAGGAGAUAACACCAGAAAAUGACACAACAGCAGGGGAGCCACCUGUAAAUAUUCAAGUGCAGAACCAGGAAUCAGUAGAAGAAAUAGAAGAUGCUGAAGCAGAGAUGCAACAAAGCAGUGUUGCUUUUGAGGAUGCAAUUCCAGAAGAUCAAUGUAAUUUAGGUGUUGCAAUGGACAACAGCACAGUGCCAGAGGACACAGUGAAAGCUGUUGAGCAAACAGAUGAUGGUCAGCAAGACCAGGAUCUAGAACCAGAAAAGGCAACCGAGGUUGCAGCUGAAGCACCUUCUGGAGUCCAAACUCCAGUGGAGCCCAAUCUGGACAACUCUGAUGCUGUUCCAGACUCUAUAGAUGGAAUCACAGAAACUGAUGAACCAGCUAAAGCAGAUGGUGUCCUUCAUCCUGACCACAAAGAGAGCUUUCCAGAAGAUGCACCUAUUGCAGAACCUACAGAAGAGGUGGUCAAAGUAGAAGAUCAACAGAGCCAGCAAGCUGACGCAAUGGAUGCAGAUGUGGUGCAGGAAGAGGUGCCUAGAUCUGAACACGCUGAGGAGCCAGCAACUGAUGCUCAUGAAGUGCUGAAUGAAGAAUUUACUGAAGAAACUGAUGGCCCGCUGAAUGAAAAGACUGAAGAAACAGCACACCAAAGCAAUAUGGCAGCUCCUGAGGAGAUAACACCAGAAAAUGACACAACAGCAGGGGAGCCACCUGUAAAUAUUCAAGUGCAGAACCAGGAAUCAGUAGAAGAAAUAGAAGAUGCUGAAGCAGAGAUGCAACAAAGCAGUGUUGCUUUUGAGGAUGCAAUUCCAGAAGAUCAAUGUAAUUUAGGUGUUGCAAUGGACAACAGCACAGUGCCAGAGGACACAGUGAAAGCUGUUGAGCAAACAGAUGAUGGUCAGCAAGACCAGGAUCUAGAACCAGAAAAGGCAACCGAGGUUGCAGCUGAAGCACCUUCUGGAGUCCAAACUCCAGUGGAGCCCAAUCUGGACAACUCUGAUGCUGUUCCAGAUUCUAUAGAUGGAAUCACAGAAACUGAUGAACCAGCUAAAGCAGAUGGUGUCCUUCAUCCUGACCACAAAGAGAGCUUUCCAGAAGAUGCACCUAUUGCAGAACCUACAGAAGAGGUGGUCAAAGUAGAAGAAAAACAGAGCCAGCAAGCUGAUGCAAUGGAUGCAGAUGUGGUGAAGGAACAGGUGCCUAAAUCUGAACACGCUGAUGAGCCAGCAACUGAUGCUCAUGAAGUGCUGAAUGAAGAAUCUACUGAAGAAACUGAUGGCUCGCUGAAUGAAAAGACUGAAGAAACAGCAUAUCAAAGCAACAUGGCAGCUCCUGAGGAGAUAACACCAGAAAAUGACACAACAGCAGGGGAGCCACCUGUAAAUAUUCAAGUGCAGAACCAGGAAUCAGUAGAAGAAAUAGAAGAUGCUGAAGCAGUUGAUACUGAAGCAGAAAUGCAACAAAGCAGUGUUGCUUUUGAGGAGGCAAUUCCAGAAGAUCAAUGUAAUUUAGGCACUACGAUGGAUGGUAACACAGUGCAGGAAGGCAUGCUGGAAGAUAUUAAGCAAACAGAAAAUGAUCAGCAAGACCAGGAUCUAGGACCAGAAAAAGCGACCGAGAACACACAACCCUCAAGCAUUCCUGAUGUUGAGGUUGUAGCUGAAGCACGUUCUGGAGUCCAAACUCCUGCAGGGAUCAAUCUGGACAACUCUGAUGCCAUUCCAGAUACUACAGAUGGAAACACAGAAACCAAUGAAUCAGCUAAAGCAGAAGGUGCUACGGCAACAAGUGAACUAAAAGUGACUGAAACAGAAGAAGAACCGAAGGACAGUGAAGCCACUGAAGCUCAAGAAAUUACGGAACACGGCCAUGUUACUCCUUCUAAGGAACUUUCAGCAGAAGAUGUUUUGAUAGCAGAUGAGCCACAUAAUGAUGAUAUCCAGUCUACCCUUGGACAAGAUUUGGUUGAAGUUAAGGAAACUGUUUUUACUUCAGAGGAGGCAACUGUGAAAGAUAGUGUAACAGUAGAAGAGCCAACAUGUGAUAGUCAAGAAGUAGAUAAUGCAGAAUCAACACAAGAAACUAAGGGAAACACAGCUAAGAAUAUUGCUGAAGUCUCUGAUGUGGUGAUUGUUGAUGAGGCACAGACUGAGGAUAUUGCUGAAACACAUAUGCGGGAGGUAGAACCAGAAGAAACAAAGGACACAGAACCUGUUGAACCAGAGGAAGCUUCUGAUCAGAGGAAUGCUGUUUUAUUCAAUGAUUUAACUCAAGAAGAUACACCGGAAAGUGAGAUGCAGCAGACGGGGUCAGCAACAGAAACCACUGAAACUGAAGCAGCUCCCCAGGAAAGCAGUGACUGUGUUUCAGAGGAGCCUUCUCCAGAAGAACAUAAGAUAGAAAGUGAAACAGAUUGCGACACUCAGGAAGUAAGCAUCACAGAAUCUUUAGAAAUAAGUGGUGACAAAGACAUCAUAACUGAAGGAAUCUCUGGCCAAAGCAGCAUGAUUUCUGCUGGGGAGUUGGCUCAAGAAAACGAUGUCCCUGAAAGCGAGCCAACUGCUGAUAUUCAGCCUGUGCAAGAACCGGAACCAGAAGACAUAAAGAAUACCGAACGUGUGGAAGUGAAGGAAACAUCCCAUGAAAUGAAAACUACUAUCUCUCAGACGCCAGCUGAAGAAGAUAAUCCAGAAACAAUCGAUCUGCAUGAAUCAGAAAGAGGACUGAGCAACACUGAAGCCACAGAAGCAGAAACCCCCGACCAAAGCGACGCUUCUCAAUCAGAGGAGCAAGCACCAGAAGAAAUAGCAAGUGAGCCACAAGUACUGGAACCAGAAACAGUCGAAGAAAUGAGUGACACUGAAGCCAUUGAGCCUCCAAAUGUUUCCCAGGAUAACCUAAUCUCUACCUCCGGGGAGUCUGUCCCAGAAGAAAUUGCAACAGAAGAUAACACAACCACUAAACCAGAUGUUGAUCAUCAACAACUCCAGGAUCAAGAAUCAACCGAUAUCAAGGAAACUGAAGCUGAUAAACCUGAAGGAAUUGCCUCAUCUUGCACUCUUUCUACUUCUGAGCAGUCCACUUCAGAAGACAAUGCAACAACAAUAGAACCAAGGUUUGACACUCAAGAAGAGAAUUCAGAGCCAGCAGAAGUCACUGAGGGCACUGAAAAUGUGAAAAACAGCACUGCUCUUGCUGAGGCAGCAGCUCCAGAAGAACAUGUAGAAAAAGAUGCAACUGCCGAUACGUCACCAGUGCAGGAGCCAGAGCUAGAAGAGACCAAGGAUGCUGAACCGGCUGGAACAGAGGAUAUUAUGACACCAAGGGACUUGCCUGCAGAAAACAAGAACAUGGAAACCAUGGGGACUGAAGCAGUCCCUCAUGAGAGUCAUGUUGAAAGUGUAAAGGAACUCACUGAAGAUGAUGCUGAGCCUGUUCUGGAGCUAGAAUCAGAUGAAGACACGAAGUGCACUGACACAAUGGAAUAUCCAGGAGAGCCCAAUGGUUCUACUUCUGAUGAGCCUACUCCAACAGAAGAAAAUACAACAGUAACAGAGCCAGAUUUUGACACACAGCAAGUGCAGAAUAUGACAUCUCAAGAAAUCAAGAACGGUGAAGAUGCCAAAACAGAUGAAUUCUCAGAUCUCAGUAGCUUUCCUACUCCUGAAGGGGCAGAUCAAGAAAGUAAUUUACCAAGGACUGAAUCACCUACAGAUGUCCAACAAGUGCAAGAACUGGGUUCAACAGAAGAAACCAGAGAUAUUGGAUCUGUGGGAAUUGAAGAUCACCAACAAGUUUCUACCUUUGAGCCAGUAGAUGGUGAGCCCAAUGUUGAUGAUCAGCAGCUGCACGCAGGAGUCAAAGAAAAAGAAGCAAUGGAAACUGAAGAAGUUGUCUGGCAAAAUAAUUUUGCCAGUCAUGUUGAUGCAACUGAAGAAGGGAGUGAGCGGAGAAGUGACCCAGAUUCUUAUGUCCAACCAGCACAGCAGGUGGAAUUAUCCAGAGACAGUGAGAUCAGUCAGCUUGUAAAGGCAGAAGAAACCUCUGGUCAAGUCAAUGCUGUCACCAUUGAAGAAAUACCUACAGAAGACAGUGUUGUGAGUGAAAUUGAACCACCUGUUGAUAUUAAACAAGAGCAUGAACAAGAACCGGUGGAAGAAAUCAAGGGCAUUGAUGCCAAUGAAGCUAAAGAAGAAUUUAUUACAAGCCAAGUUGAUGCAUUAGAAAAACCAGCUUCAGAAGGUAAUAUAGCAUCAAUAGAGCCAACUUCCAAUAUUGAGCAAGAGAAUGAAUUGGAAGCAACAAAAGAAAUUGACGGCAUUGAAGCUAUCAAUGAUGGAGAGCAAGCAGAGAAUGCUACUUUGGAGUACCCAUCUCCAACAGAUAAUGAAACAACACCGGAAGGGCAUCCUGCAGAGUUGAAUGAAGAAACUAUUGGGAAUGAAACUGAUAAUGUAAUGUUGGUUCCUGGACUCAAAGAUGAAAUACAAACGUCAUUGGAACUAAAGGAUGGUGCAUGUGACUUGGGUGAAACUGUUUUAACAACUCAGGGAAGUGAGAAUGUGACUGAUGAAGAUGCUGUUCAAAGUUCUGGUGAUGAUAUACUAGACACUUCAAACAAUAUUGAUCAAUUCAAAGAAGAGCAAAAGGAUGGAUGUGAACAUAAUUCAAGCAAAAUGUCAGGUGCGCAGAAUGAAGAGAACAUAAUUCAUGUUCAAGAUAGAGACAUCAGUGUGGAACUUCUCACAAAAAGAGGCACUGAUGAAGAAGCGUCACAAGCUUUAUUUGAAAGUGAUACCACAGAAGAUGGUGAGAAAAUUAGUGAUCUUAACAGGCAACCUGAUGAUGUAGCACUUCAACUGCAAACAUGUGAGGCAGAUGCUUUAUCCAUUGGGAGACAAGAUGAGGUUGCGCAAAAGGUUGACUUGGAUCAAGAACAGAACGAAGAUGAGCACAUUCAAAGUCAGAAGGAAGAACUCCAGGCAGAUGAACAGAAACAUGAUGACAAGGCGGGUGAUUUCACCACAGAACCACUUGUGGAGCCCGAGGGUAUAAAAAAUGGCAACACAGACAGAACAGAAAACACUGAUGCAUGUGAGGCUGAAGAAACAGAGGCAAUCAUUACUGAAAUUCUCAAGCAUGAAGAAGCCCCACAUGUAUACGAGGAAUCCACCCCAAGCAGUAUGGAUAUGAAGGUUGACUGCAUUAAGGGAACAGAAGAAGAUGCUGAUGCUAAACAUGAUAACAAAGAUGAGGAGGAGAAUGCAGAGAAGGAUGAUAUAGUAGCGAAAAAUUCUACUGACAAACAGGAUGAAACAACUGCUGAAAUUACAAAUGAAGAGCUUGGACCUGGUUUGGCAUCCUCUGCUCAAGAAGCAUCUGACCUGGCUCCUUCAAACGAUGAUAUACUAGAGAAUGACCCUGCAGCUGUUACUCAGAAUUUUGAAUCAGGAGAGCAUAGAGAGGAUAAAGAAUGCACAGGCAAGGUUAAUGAUGAUGUCCACACUAGUCGAGCAGCAGAAAAAGAGAUUGCAGAUGAAAUACAUGACAAUAAAGAAAUUCGAAAUGAAGACAAUGCUAUCCAUCAUGACGAGUCACAGACAAAACCUGAAGAGGAUGUGGCGCCAAAACCUGAAGACAACGCUAAAAUUGAUGAUACAACAACAACUCUAGGCGGAGAAAUAAUCGAUGGUAAUGCAAGUAUAAAGCCCAGAGAAAUUGAAGAGAUAGGAGAAAACAAGGGACUUGAAUCCACUUCCAAUCCUUUUGUAGAAUCAUCCAUACAGAACAAUGUUGAGCAUGACUUGCAUCACAAGGUUGAAGAUGAAAAGCUUUCAAUGGCAGAGCAAAAUGAUGUAGAUAUUGAAGCCAUGCAAGAAAAAGCUGAUGAAUCUGCCUCAGAUAUAAAUCAAAUGAAGCAAUGUCAGGAAGGAAUUAAUACAGAUGAUGUUCAGCAACUUGAAAUAGAAGAAAAUUCAUUUGAUAAGAUUGAUGAAACUAUUUCACAUGAGAAAACAGAGACAAGAACCACUGAAGUAACAAUUAAUGACAAUAUCAUUGAUAAGGCUAGAGGAGGUGAUGGUGGACCAUCUGAUGAAAGUCUCAAAACCUUUAAUGACACUGGAAGGGAUCUUGAUGUUUCAUCUGUAAUUACAGCAUCAAAGGAAGAAAGCAUGAAUGAGAACAUGGAAGACCAUAAGCUUGUUCUUCCUGCACAUACUGCACAGGAUGAAAACACCCCUGAACAGGUGCUCUGGUUAGAGAACGCAGAAAGAGAGAUGCCUUCAUCAGAGAAGCUCCUUCCCACUGAACCAGAAGACAAGCAAAUUCCCAAUGAAAGCAAUGAAGAGGAGUUACAGGAUGAGAAUCAAAUUCCCAAUGAAAAGAAUGAAGAGGACAUGCAAGACACAGAAGUUGGAGAUGCUCAGAAAGAUGUUGAACAAGAUUUACCUGUUUCUCAUUUUCUGAUGAAUCUAAUAUUGGGAAAAAAGAAUGCUGAUGCAGAUGAAAAUUCAGAAUCUGAGGCUGAAAGGAAGGAAGGAGAAACCACAGAAGGUGACAAGUGCGUGGUCAUUUCUAAACAAGAAGAAAACAUGGGGUCACUUUCCACAGAAAAUAAGGUGGAUGAUGAUCUCACCUUUGAACAAGAAAAACAUGAUGUCAAAUGCUCCGAAGAAACACAGGAAAUGGUCAAAGGACAGAUUGACAAUCUUAAGCUGGACACUGAAAUAUCAACACAGACUGAUGACGAGUUCAAUAAGAACACUCGUGAUUUGGAGAUACCAGCAUACCAAGGUACUACCCAAGACAAAAUUUCUGGUGAACUGUUAUCAGAAGAAGCAGCUAGCGUUUCUACAAAAAUGGAAACUAGAGAUAUUGAGAUUUUUAACCUUGAGCUCGAUGACAAAGGAGUUGAUACUGUCUGUCAGGAAAACACAGAGGUGUCAGAAAAAAUUGAAAAUGAAAGCUUGAAUAGCAACAUAAAUGAUUUAACAAAUAUAGAGGCUUCUGAAAAGGAUACUCUAGGGGAAGGACAAACAGGACUCUUGCAUGACUCUUUACCUGAAGAUAAAAGUGCUAAUGCAGUGGCCGAGCAAACACCCUUGUUGACAGAAUCAGGUAUGAUUGAUGCAAAAGAUUUUUCAUGUGAUGCUGAGGCUGUCCAGAACCUUGCCUGUGAAAAAGAAGAUGAGACCACUGAAUCUUCCACCAUGGAGGCCACAAGUACUUCUCAUAUUCAACUGGAGUGUGAAGAAGUAGAGAAGAAAGAAGAGGAGCAGCAUGCAAGCAUAGACACAGACAAAGUUUCUGAAGAAGCUGUAGAAACUUCAAAUGACAGUCCUCAGAAAAGCACAAGGUCUGAAGUAACACCUGAUGAGCAGGCACCUCAAAUAACGGAACCAGUUACCGACACUGAGAAGAUUUUGGCUCAUGAAAAGGAAAUUUAUGAAGGCUCAACAUGCAUGGAUGAGAAAGAAAACUCUAACUUCUCAAUUAAAGGAGUAGAAAACUUUCAAACAGCAUUUGAAAUUCAGGCUGACAGUCCAAACAUGCAGAUCAACCAAGAUAAGAAAGAUGAAAUUGCUGACAACGAAACUGCAAUGGGGCCAGAAAAACUAGGGGAAUCUGAAUUUCAGGAGCACCAGGAAACUGGUACUGAGCAAAAGUCUCCUAAAGCAAGUGAUGAAGGAGACCAGCAAUUUUUGGUCGAAAAAGAGACCAUGAACAAAGAACAGAUGGUGCCCGGAACAGUUGAAAGCCAUGAGCAAACAGUGAGCGUAAAAUCCAAUGAAGAGCAAGAACUGGUUGUCUCAAAGGUCCAGGAAUGUGAUUUCAAUGUGGUUUCACCCAGAGAAGCUUCUGAGGCUGAAGAAAACUUUGUGGACGUAACCAAGACAGAAUUCAACACAGAUGAAGACCAAAGUCCAAAGGCUGAUGCAGAAGAGAAGGCUUAUAACGAGAAGAUAAAGAACAUAGAGGGAACUAAGAAUUUCACUGAUGAAGCAGAAGUGAAAACUGAAGCACCAAGAGCAACACAGAAGGCACAUAAAAAACUCAGCCUAUUGUCUGGCGUUGGUUCAAAGGUAAAGGCCGUAAAGCAGCAACUAGCAAAGGUGAAGAAAGCCAUUGUACGUAAGCCUGGGAACACAAAACCAGACUCACCAAAGUCAUAGAGCUCCAUUCACCUUAGAACAUCUAUACUAUUGUAAUGUUUGUACUUUGUGAGCUAUUUAUUUGAGUGGUAGAAUGUUCGCUAUGGGACAGGAGAAGCUCCUCUUCACACCCAUUGCGUUGAAACUCCUGUGAUGCUAAAGACAUUUGUAAAUAUGCCAUAGUGUGUAAAUCUUUGAGGUAGAAUCAAGGACAUGGACCUGGUGGAUUGCUUGUAUUCUUUAUUGAUAUGCACAUGCAUUUUGUGGUCA